Sphaerodactylus townsendi is the source of this 4010-nucleotide messenger RNA. It is a transcript of the gene NCR3LG1, whose product is annotated as natural killer cell cytotoxicity receptor 3 ligand 1. The record is from RefSeq and is a predicted model, not a curated record. Bases 1 to 3084 code for a protein of 1027 amino acids. NCBI's taxonomy places the organism in Eukaryota, Metazoa, Chordata, Lepidosauria, Squamata, Sphaerodactylidae. The transcript has 11 exons.
AUGGAGGUUCUGUUGCUGGGAUGGGGGGACUUGAGAUCUGGUUGCCAGCUCUCCGCUUUUGAUGGUGUGCAAUUGCCACCAGCAUUAACCAUCGAGACCACGGACGUGACCUUGGAUGCCUUGUUAUCAGUGGAGAUGCAGGGCACAAAUGUAGAAAGAGUAGUGUUCUUCCAUGUCUGUCACAUCUGGCAACUGAUCUCCUAUCUGUCUCCUGACUUAGCCAUGGUGAUCCACACAACAGUCACAUUCAGAUUAGUCUACUCACUCUUCAAGCGAGUAGAAACCUUAACUGGAACCCUGGAAGUACAGAUGGGAAAUCAUCAGAUGAUAGCAUUCUUGAAUCAAGAUGUUUCGCUUCCAUGCAAUAUAAAUGGGCACAAUAAUCGUGAACUGGAUAUCAAGAAAAUGGCUGUUACCUGGUAUCUGAGAAUUCUUGGAGAGAAAACAGACAAAGUAUUGUACUCAGUUGUUUCUGGAGAGCAUAAUUCACAUCGGCGUGGCUUACAAAUGAAUGAAAGUAAGCUAAAAAGAGGAAAUUGUGAACUUUUUAUUCCACACAUACAGCUUAAUGAAGAAGGAACAUAUGUUUGUUCUGUGAUUGUUACCCCAGAUAGAGCUGAAGGAACAAAAAUUAUAACAAUAUUUGCUCAACCUACUGUCAUCCUGACUCCCACGGAAGUUACUAUAGAAAGAGACAGGGAGAUGACGCUGUCAUGUAUAGUACAUAAAUUCUACCCUGAUUUGAUUAACAUUUUCUGGCAAAAAUAUUCCAAGAAAACCUUAGAUAAAAAAGAAUGUGUUGAAAAUAUUUGCACAGGGUCAUCUGAAAAAAAUGGAGAUGGGACUUUUAAUAUAACCAGUAAAUUAUGGCUUCAACCAUCUUCACAAGAUGAUGGGGAUAUCUACAGCUGUAUUGUGGAUCACAAAUCAUUUCUCACAAAUCAAAUGUUCAAUGCCACCUUGACAAUAACAGAUCCUCCACAAAAUUUAAGUUGGAUAGCUGGACUGUUUUUCAUGUUGAUUGCAAUUGGUGGUUUUGCUGCAUUUGUGUACUAUUGGUGGUUUAUGAAAAUUAAACCAACAAUCCUGGCAUUUGUUGGAAAUACAGAACUGAAGCAUAUGGAGAAAUCAGAAUUUCUGUGCUUGAUUUCUGGUUUUCGUCCAAAGCCAUUAGAUGUAACUUUUUUCAUCACUCCAUCUAACAACGAAAAACAGAAAAUUUUCUCCUGGAAUACCAAAGCAAGCAAUAGUGACAGCAAAGAUGAAGAGUGCCCUCUCCUCACAAAGCAUGAGGCUAUUAAAAUUGAUGCAACUUGGGAAGAAAAAAAACGCAAGAUUUUUCAUGUUUCCUGUAAAAUAUGUAUAACUCCAGAUGUAAAACUGCUGGGAGAAUUUGAGCUUUCCCUUGAAGUCAGUCAUGGAACCCUUCCACAUGGUUUCCUUGUAGAAACAGCAUCCUUUAAAGUCAUAGCACUUCCACUGUUGGAUCCAAUCUGGUGCUCCACUGAUAUGCCAACAGCAAAUGAGUCUAUGACUCUUAAUUGUAAAAUUCAUUCUUAUUUUCCCCAAACAAUUGAUGUGUUUUGGAAUAUAGAUGAUGAACAACUUCCAGAGAAGCCCAUUUUAAGUAAACCAGUGAAAGCAACAGAUGGGCUUUUUUUCUGCACUAGCACUAUAAAGUAUCUCCCCAAAGCAGUAGAUUCUGGAAAGAAAUUCUUGUGCAAAGCUAACCUCAGUGGCUCACUUCAGUGCAGACAAUCUGUUUGGGAAAUGAAAACUGUGGUGCAUACUCCAAAAGUCUCUGAAAUUGAUUGUGAGCCCUCUGAGCCAGAGUGUGGGAAAGCUAUUACUUUGUCUUGUUCAGUGAAAGAUUUCAACCCACCUACGUGUAAGAUCUGUUGGAGAAGAGGCUUUGAAAAACUCACUCAUGCUCAAAUUUAUACAAAAGAGCCAUAUCAGGAUGCAACAUCAAACCUGUAUUGCAUGGAAAGCCAAGCAUCAUUUAUACCAAAGCCAGAAGACCAUUUGAUAGAGUUUGUGGUUGAAAUUGACCAUUGCAACAAAACUACAAGAAACAUAUUCAGACUUAUGUUAAAAGGUUUCCCCAAGGUUUCAGAUAUCACUGUUGAUCCAAAUGAUGUUGAGUAUGGGAUUCCUUUGUCUCUCACCUGUAGAGUCCUGGAUUUCUAUCCCAAAGGCAGUGAUAUCCAUUGGUAUAGUGGUGAUGAUUUAGUAAGGAAAGAUAAGCCAGUAAAGGACCAAAAGGAUCUGUUAUCGAAGUUGCAGCUGGAACCUACAGCUUUAGAUUAUGAUAAAACAAUUUAUUUCAAAGUAAUACUCAAGAAAUCGACAAACCCCAUUACAAAAAGUGUACAUUUAAAACUCCCAGCUAAAUCUCCUGUUGUGUCUGAAAUAAAAGAAAUAUCAGAGCAAGCUGGGAAGGUCAGCCUUGAAAUUUCCAUAACAAAUUUUGCACCACGUCAUAUACGAGUGGUAUGGUACAAAGACUGGAAAAAAUUAUCUGAUGUGAGUGAUCCCAGCGACAUUUGCAUUGAAGAAAAUAAGCUAUGUUCUUUUACUAGCAAAAUAAAAAUCAAUAGAAAUGAAACAAACAUUGAGAAGAAAAUCAGAUGUGAAGUGUACCACCCCAAAACAAAUUCAUUUCAAGAAAAAAGCUUUGUGCUGAAAAGCAAAGAUUUAUCUGGCAAUCUUGAACAAAUUCCCAUAUCACCUUUGGCCCAUAACCAUAUAGACACUGCGAAAACCUAUAGCAUCGACAGUAAGGAAGUCCUUAAACCACUGAAGAUAGACUGUCUCACCAAUAGCCCGAAGUCAGGUGAGAAUGUGACACUUUGCUGUUUAGUACAUGGAAAAAGAGCAGAUGAAGCCCAUGUUUCCUGGUAUAAGGGGCUAUUACCAGUAACAAUUUUUGAUGGAAAAGUAACAAACACCAGUGACGAAUCUGGUUUCAUUUCUCAUAUGACUAUUAAAACUGAAGCAGAAGAGCAGAAAUGUGAGAUCAGAUGUGAAGUUUCUGUGGAUGCUGAGAACUGGGAAGAAACAUAUAUUUUGGAACUCAGAUAGCACAAUAUCACAAGAAGAUAAUGACCACUUACAACCCAAAUUCAAUGCAUGGUUAUUUUGUACAGUUCAUGUCAAUUUACAAGAGAUGUGGGUCCAACAGACUACUACAGAGGGCUGCUUCCAUAUGAAGGCAAUUGUCUAUGAAGCUGUACUUUCUACCAUGAAUCAACAUUCAUUCACAUUCACAACAUUCACACUGGCAACAAAGGAUUCACAUGGAAGUUUCCCCCACACUUACCUUAUGUUUUAUAUGUCCUUGUAUUCCUUUAUAAAAUAUUCUGUAUAUUAACGUCUUUAGCCACUAACAAUAAAUAAAUUAUGAUGAAUAAUUAAAUAAGCAGCAAAGAAAAAAAAACACUGCCACAAGAGAGAAAAAAAUGAGUUAAUUUAUUGAAGAUCAACACAACCUAUAUUUAGGCUUUUUUUUUUUACCAUAUUAAGCCUGUGAUUGAUAUUGGGUUAAUAAUCAACGACAGCACAUUCUAUUUUGGGAAAUUUUGAAUUAUGAGAGAAUUACAGGAUGAAUGGGUGUGGUUUUCAAAAAUAUCUUACAGUGAAUGAACAGAAAUAUGAUAUCUGAACAUUUUAUGAAUACUUUCAAGAGCAGAACCUCCUCAAUUCUCAGAAGUGGCAAUAUAGGGGAACUAUGCCUUUUUGAAAUCUUAUAAUUAAAGCAGGAUCUUCUGCUCCAAAAUUUACUAUCCUAUACAGGGGAGAAGUUCAUACGAUAAAAUGGAACAAAGAUUUUAUGUUAUAUUUAUACAAGGACCACAUUUUUAAAUUAUAAGGAAAAAUAUUGUUAAGUAGCUUCUUAGCGGAAGUAUUGAAGCCCAUAAGUACUUAACAUUUAAAAUUCCUAAAAUGUGUAAGACCAAUGUUGUACAUUUAAUAAACUGAAGUAUUUUUGAAUAGUAAAAAGGAUCCAU